GUCUACCUUAAGUGAAGCGCAUCAACAACAAGGUUGUUUUCUAUUUCUCUUCGCUGUUGAUCGUUUCUCCAGGCACCUCCACUGUUCGCUGCUAUAACCUACCAGCAUGAAUGUGGGUGUGGCACACAGCGAGGUGAACCCAAACACCCGAGUCAUGAACAGUCGAGGCAUCUGGCUGACCUACGCACUUGGUGUGGGAAUCCUUCACAUUGUGCUCCUGAGCAUACCGUUCUUCAGCGUGCCAGUGGUGUGGACGCUCACCAACGUCAUACACAAUUUGGGAAUGUAUGUGUUUAUGCAUGCGGUGAAAGGGACGCCUUUUGAGACCCCCGAUCAAGGAAAGGCCAGACUUCUCACACAUUGGGAGCAGCUUGAUUAUGGCGUUCAGUUCACGUCUUCCAGAAAGUUCUUUACCAUUUCCCCCAUCAUCUUGUAUUUCUUGGCGAGUUUCUACACUAAAUAUGACGCGACGCACUUCAUCAUAAACACUGCCUCACUUCUAAGUGUGCUCAUCCCCAAACUCCCGCAACUGCAUGGUGUUAGAAUCUUUGGGAUUAACAAGUACUAAAUACUUCUCUACACUACCUCUAUCCAGUUCUAGUGUAUUCUGUAAUGUGAAAUACAGUACAUGGUUCAAUUAGUGUCAUUGAGAUCAGUGAGAUAAAAUGUUUAAAUGAUGCAACCUUUUUAAGACUGGAUGAAAACAACUGGAAAAAACAACAAAUUAUUUUCACUGAAGAAGAUAAAAAUAUUUAUUGGGAUUGGGGGGAGGGAGUUCAUAAAGUUUUCUGGAUAAUUAAACAUGCACUUGUUAAAAUUGAACCAGUAAUCAACAUCGAGAAAAAACGUAUUAUUUUACAUCACUGCGAGUUGAGUGAAUAAUGAGAUAUUAAAAAAAAAAAAAGUUUGCAUUUAGGAAACUUUUAGGAUUAAACAUUCCCCAGGUCAAAUUGACCCGGGAACAUUAUUGCUGUUCUAGAGAAACGAACCUAUGAAGAGGCAGUAAUGUUGUGGCCCAAAUUGAACCAAACACACACAUUUCGGACACUUUUCUGGAUAAUUAAACAUGCCGUGGGUCACCAAUAUCAUUGCUGUUCAUGCAAAAUGAUGUCACGUUUUAAAGUUUCACAAAAUCAAAAAGGUUAAUACACUUAAUCAACAUACACAUUUAUGGAUAACGAAAAAUUCCCCGAGUCAAAUUGACCCAGGAGCACUAUUGCUGUAUGUAACAGGAGGUUGAGUGAUGCGUUUGCAGUCUGGUCUGACCCGGGCUGGCCCAGGUAUCAGUGAGGCUUUUGGUUGUUUUUGUUCUUUAUCUGACUUGAAUUCACACAGUGACACUAAUGACUAUGAUGUUUGUUUGUUUUUUAGCCACAGCAAUGCCCCAAAUGUGUUUUUUCAACAAACGUUUACUUCCUUAGGAGCCUAAAGGAUUUCCUAAAGGCUGUCAGUGUAUUCACCCUUGAGUAAUUGAAUGGAAUCCUCCCUUAUUUACAAUAUGUGUGUGUGUGUAUAUAUAUUCUAUGAAUACCUUUAUGUCAAUCACAGGGUAGGUGUUUUGACCAUUUCUUUUGUGACUGUUAAGUAUUUUAGUGGUGUAAAAAUGUUCUUGGAGAAGUGAGAGAAAUUUCUAUUGAUUGAGAAAAGUCGAACUUAUUGCAGGUUUUGCCCUUCCAUGGGAUCCAACUGUCAUCAUUGUUUCAUGUGUGGCUCAUUUUGUAUUUAUUUUUGUCCAGGUAAAAUAAUUAAAAGUAUACAGUACAUUA
Messenger RNA from Phycodurus eques (leafy seadragon), 1766 nucleotides. RefSeq names its product ORMDL sphingolipid biosynthesis regulator 1 (gene ormdl1). Gene Ontology annotation, cellular component: endoplasmic reticulum membrane. The transcript has 4 exons. NCBI's taxonomy places the organism in Eukaryota, Metazoa, Chordata, Actinopteri, Syngnathiformes, Syngnathidae. Gene Ontology annotation, biological process: ceramide metabolic process; negative regulation of ceramide biosynthetic process; intracellular sphingolipid homeostasis. The coding region runs from base 107 to 568 and encodes 153 amino acids. The record is from RefSeq and is a predicted model, not a curated record.